AUGCCGUCGCAUAUUCUACGAUGUGUUCAUUCAAAAAAUCGAAACUGUUUUCUUGGCAUUAAUCCACGUACAUUCAAUAAUAAUGCUCGACAUGCCUUGGAUUUCAAAGUUUCGACAGUACGAUUAAAUUUGGGAAAUGAUCGGUAUCUCUAUUUUUCAACAAUCGCGGAUUAUACAUUAAAUGAAGGACAAUUUUCAUUGAAUGGAUUUUUCGCAAUGAAAAUCGAUGUUCAAACGGAUCAAUUUUAUGAAAUGGAUGAAUUGAAUGAGUCAGUCGAAUGUCGAAGUGUAACAUUUUGUCCAGUAUCUGUUGAUGAUUGGGAAAUUUUGCAAAAUAAUACUGAAAUAACCGAAGACGUCUUUCUUAAUCAAAUACGAAUUCUUUCAUUACAUGUGAUGUUUCCGAUAUGGAUAUCCGGUUUAUGUAUUCUUCUUCGAGUUGUGCAAAUUGAACCCAGUGAUAAUAUUUCUUUUUCUGUGAUCAGUGCAUCGACUCGUGUAACAGUUGUGCCUGAAUUUCGAGAACAGUCAACAGCAAUUCAACCUGAGUCAGAUUCAUCUCUUCCGUCAAAUCUUGAAAUAAAGCAAUCUCUAUCAUUGAAGAGUUUUGUUCGAUCGAUUGGAACAUUGGUUUAUUCAUCGUUACCGAAUUCACCGAUGAAAAUUUUUAAUGAAACCGAAAAGAAAACUAUUGAUUUACAAUCGAAAUCGAAACUUGCUUUAGUGCCUGGCCGUCAUCGACGAAUCUAUCGAGUUGAACUCGAUGAAACAACAUUAAUAAAUCCUACUAUAGCUCGUAUUAAUCGUUCGGAUUGGUCAUCGGACGAUGAUGAUGGUACUGGUUGGCCAAACGUAUUUGUUGCUAAAGUAACUGUCUAUCGAUCGAGUAAAGAGAUUAAAUCAUUACCAUUAGAACCAACAGCAGCUUCAUUACCUGAGCAUAUAUCAAAAACAUAUUUUCUGUUAAUUCAAUUAGCGAACGAUAAUGUUUGCCGUCAAAAGCAUAUAAAAUUAAAUCAUUUAUUUGCGUCUAUGAAUUGUAUUCGUUCAACUGAUAAAAUAAUUGCUUGUAAUACAACACGACGACCAAGAAAUCGGACAAAAAUUGAAUUUAUUUCAAAUCUAUGGAAUGGACCGACACUUCUACUUCAACAUCAUUUUCAUAAUUGGAUUCGAAAAUCUUUAACUAAUGAUCAACCGAUAUUAAUUACGGAUGGAUGCAUCAUUAAACUUGAGGAUGUUUAUUACAAUAUUCAUUUGAGUAGUGAAGAUGAGCCAAUAAUAAAUGAUGGUCCUAUGUAUGUCGCAAUUAACGAAGAGACAAUUGGACAACAUGCAAUAGCUGUUGACGAGCAAAAAGAAUGGAAUUUUAACGAAAUUGAAACAUUUCGUUCAACGCCUAUUAUAGAAAAUUUUCUUAUUCUACAAGAACAAUCAUUAGCAUUAAGUAAUUAUAUCGAUCGUCUAUUACGAAUUCUUGAAUUGCAAUUACAAAUUAAUAUAAAGACAUCGUCAUGGAAUGAUUAUUUAUUUAAAAAUGUGAUAAUUACAGGUCGAAGCGGUAGUGGAAAGAAAACAGUUGUUGGAGAAUGUUGCCAACGAUUAUGGAAUAAGCAUUUAGUCUAUUAUAAAUUUGUUGAUUGUCUCAGUUUUAAAGGAAGAAAACUUGAUAAUGUUGUAAUUUCAAUUUCACAAAUAAUCGAUGAAGUAGUAUUUCGUCAACCAUCAAUAUUAAUUCUUGAUCAUUUUGAUGAUCUGUUCCCCAAUGAAACAACAAUUACAGAUGCAAACAUUAUUUUAGCUACUCAAAAACUAUCACUAUCUGUACGCGAAUUAUUUAAUCGUGCACAACAAAUCCAUAAACAAUUUAUUAUUAUUCCUAUUGUUAAACAAAUAACAAGUAUUCAUCGACAAUUUACUGAAGAAACACCAUUGUUCUGUUCACAAAUCUUAACUAUCGAACCAUUGAACGCAGUUCAAAGAACAGCGAUUAUUAAACAAGUGAUUGAAAAUAAAAGGCAAACAAUAUCCGAAACACUUUUACAGUAUAUUGUUAAUCGAACCGAAUCAUUUGUUGUUAAAGAUUUAUUUACAUUGAUUGAUAAUGCUUUAUUACAUUCAUGGAUGAGUUUCGACGAUCGACAAUUAGAAAAUAUUGAUUUCGAUUACGCAUUUGACGAAUUUAAACCCAUCAAUGUUAAAAUACUUGAUGAUGACACCAAAAAAACGAAUCGAAGUGCAUUUCAUUGGACUGAUAUAGGUGGAAUGGAAGACAUCAAACAAGAACUUAUUCAAACAGUUCAAUGGCGUUUUCAACGCUCGAAUUAUUUUUCCAAUGCACCUAUUCGAUUAAUAUCUGGUGUUCUUCUCUAUGGACCGUCUGGGUGUGGUAAGACACUUAUUGCUCAAACAUUAGCCAAUGAAUGUAAAGUGAACUUUUUACAAGUCAAAGGUCCUGAAUUAUUAAAUAAAUAUGUUGGUUCAAGUGAACAGAAUAUACGAGAUUUAUUUAAUCGAGCACGAUCGGUCACACCUUGUAUUAUUCUAUUUGAUGAAUUCGAAGCACUUGUACCACGACGUGGCCGAGAUUCGGCUGGUGUUACUGAUCGAGUUGUUAAUCAACUCUUAACAGAAUUAGAUGGUGUUGAAAGUCUCGGAGAUAUUGUUGUUAUCGCUGCAACAUCACGUCCAGAUUUAAUCGAUCCAGCUCUAUUACGUCCAGGUCGUUUAGAUAAACAUCUAUAUAUAGGUUUUCCUACAAAGUCCGAUAUAAUAUCAAUAUUAAAAAUUUGGACAAAAAAAAUACACUUAUCCGAUGAUGUUAAAUUUGAUGAUGAGACAAUUUUAUCACAUUGUGAAAUGUAUACAGGUGCUGAUAUAAAAGCACUUAUUUACAAUGCACAAUUGACUGCAUUUGAUGAAAAUGAAUCGGAAAAAACGAUUACUAUUCAUAGAAAUCAUUUUGUUUCAGCAAUGAAACAAACACCCUAUUCGAUACCAGUACAUAUGCGUAAUGCAAAUGAACAUUUCUAUCGAAAUUGGAGAAAACCGAUUAUAGUUGAUCGACAAACAACUUCUCUAGCAUGA
Molecule: messenger RNA, 3087 nt
Organism: Rotaria socialis
Lineage: Eukaryota; Metazoa; Rotifera; Eurotatoria; Philodinida; Philodinidae
Source: the annotation of a GenBank genome assembly